AUGGAACCGAAUGCUGUCGGCUACAAUCCUGCUGAGUCAUCUCCUGUGCAUGACUCUCCCCCCAUCGACAGUGUCAACGAAAGUGACUACAGCUCGGGCAAAGAGGGUUACGGGAAGGCUAUGUUGCCCUACAGUUCCAUGUAUAUCUUCUCACCAACUAACCCGUUUCGCCGCUUUUGUCACUUUGUCGUGAAUCUUCGCUACUUCGACCUCUUCAUUAUGAUUGUGAUCGCUUCAAGUAGCAUCUCGCUGGCGGCUGAGGACCCCGUCAAUGAAAACAGCAAUCGAAAUAUUAUCUUGGAAUACUUUGAUCACGCAUUCACGUGUGUCUUUACCAUCGAAAUGAUCCUGAAGUUGCCAGUACCUUAUCAAAUGACAUUUUUUCUGCAGCUGGUUGAUCUGGGCGUGGUUAUGCAUCCACAUUCGUACUUUCGAGAUCUGUGGAACAUCGUGGACGCAGUCGUUGUACUGGCCGCACUAGUAGCUUUCUUCAGAGCACUGCUAAUGGGAUAUCAGCAAACAGCCAUCACUUCACUGUUGGAGACUCUAGGCAAACUCGGUGAAAUGUCAACAGUCGUAGACCUGCCUUCCGACGGCGAAUUUAAAAACGCUGUUUUCGAUUGCGUGGUCAGUUCAUUGAAAAAUGUCUUCAACAUUCUCAUCGUCUACCUCCUAUUUCAAUUCAUCUUUGGUGUGAUAGCCGUGCAGCUGUUUCAAGGGAAGUUCUUUUACUGCAAUGAUCUCUCCAAGGAGACUCCAUGCACCCAUGCCUACCAUCUAAUGGAUACCUCUACCGUUUUGGCCUGCAGGGGUUAUUUCAUCUCCUACGAGGACAAUGGACCGGCCGUCAAACCACGGAUAUGGAGUUCCCGCUCCUUCAACUAUGACAAUAUCAUCUUCGCAAUGCUUACCCUUUUCACAGUGACCACUGGCGAGGGUUGGCCAGACAUUAUGAAAAAUUCCAUUGAUGCCACGGAGGUGAAUAGGGGCCCCAGAACUGAUCACAGACAACAGAUGGCCAUCUUCUACGUCUUCUUCUUCAUUGUAUUUCCCUUCUUUUUCCUCAACAUCUUUGUGGCUUUGAUCAUCAUCACCUUCCAGGAGCAGGGCGAAAACGAGCUUGUUGACCAUGAACUUGAUAAGAACCAAAAACAGUGCAUUGAUUUCGCCAUCAAUGCCCGCCCUCUUUGUCGCUACAUGCCUGAGGACAUCAAGUCUUUUCAGUAUCGUGCCUGGCAGCUGGUAGUUUCUGGUCCCUUCGAGUACUUCAUCAUGACUAUGAUUGCUUUAAACACUCUUAUCCUCAUGAUGAAAUAUCACAAGCCCGAGAGGUCGAUGACCUUCCCCUUGGCCAUUGAUGCAAACACUCGCAGUUACGAGAGUUACUGUAGUGCCCUAAUGUACCUAAACACAGCCUUCACAUGCAUGUUUACCGUGGAGUGCCUGCUCAAGAUUAUGGCUUUUGGACCAAAGAACUACUUUCGAGAUCGGUGGAAUAUUUUUGAUUGCAUCACUGUCAUUGGCAGCGUCACCGAUGUCCUCGUUUCAGGUUUGCAGGACUCCUCCUUUCUCAACCUGGGCUUCCUGCGCCUCUUUCGAGCAGCUCGCUUGGUCAAAUUAUUACGACAAGGCUACACAAUACGGAUACUGCUCUGGACUUUUAUUCAAUCCAUCAAGGCCCUACCUUAUGUCUGUCUCCUGAUCGCCAUGCUGUUCUUUAUCUACGCUAUCAUCGGCAUGCAGGUACUUCCUUACAAUUCAGCGAACUAG
Molecule: messenger RNA, 1770 nt
Organism: Dibothriocephalus latus
Lineage: Eukaryota; Metazoa; Platyhelminthes; Cestoda; Diphyllobothriidea; Diphyllobothriidae
Source: the annotation of a GenBank genome assembly